AUGGAAGCGAAAAUGACGGACUUAAUUUCACAAGCCUCGCCAGUAAGCCAGAUCCGGAAACCUGGUAAACGACAAAAAUGCUCAGCGCAUACGGUCACCUCAUGGCCGUGGACACCUCUCGUCUACUUUGAGUUCGCUCAGAAAUACAUGCUCUUAUUUGCCUCGCAAAUCUUGGCCGUUCCAGGCUUUGUGCUUCAUGUGAAUUCCAUGAUGAAUGAGGUUUAUGAUAGCGUUCUACGCGAACGUCUGUGCACAAAAACUGUGCUCAUCUUGUACGAGUGUCCUAACGAAUUGGACUCACUGGUCGCCUCAUUGGAUGGAUCGUAUGUGUUGUGUUUCAUUGCCAAUCUGAUCCAGUUGAGUCUUUUGGAAGGCGAAAUUUUGGCUGUCCAUUGUUCUCAGUUUUGUCGUGAUAAAGUGUCCAUGUAUUUGUACCAUCCACCACUGUCGUUUGGUUCUGAGCCAUCAAAAUGGAAAUUCUGA
Messenger RNA from Echinostoma caproni, 483 nucleotides. Lineage: Eukaryota; Metazoa; Platyhelminthes; Trematoda; Plagiorchiida; Echinostomatidae. The record is from the annotation of a GenBank genome assembly.